AUGGAUACCUGCGCAAAUUGUUCACGAAGAGUUUAUGUUAUCGAGAAAGUCGAGGCAAAUGGUCGUAUAUAUCACAAGAGUUGCUUCAAGUGUAAAGAUGAAGGAUGUCGCUUGACUUUAGCCAAUUUUCAUUAUUAUGGUGGUGAUCUCUAUUGUCCAAAACACGUCCCUAAAUUUAACGCAAUCGUCUCUCCAAGAACGUCCAAGGCUUCAUUAUAA
This is a messenger RNA of Rhizopus microsporus ATCC 52813, 219 nucleotides long. RefSeq lists its product as uncharacterized. Gene Ontology annotation, cellular component: plasma membrane; actin cytoskeleton. Gene Ontology annotation, biological process: actin filament bundle assembly. The record is from RefSeq and is a predicted model, not a curated record. The coding region runs from base 1 to 219 and encodes 72 amino acids. The transcript is spliced from 2 exons. Gene Ontology annotation, molecular function: actin filament binding. NCBI's taxonomy places the organism in Eukaryota, Fungi, Mucoromycota, Mucoromycetes, Mucorales, Rhizopodaceae.